AAGUAAUUUAUAUUUGCGGGAUAUAAUUUAUAUUUGCCAUUUUAUUCUUCUACGUGAAAAAAAUUAAAGUUACUAAUCAUAUGACACAACUCUAGUUGUGAUAAGAAUGUAAAGAUCUGAAAUUAAAUAAAGAUUUUUCGUAAAAAUUAGAUUUGCUAAAAUCGUUUAUUUCCGUCGAUACAGUUCCUUAUUGACAUACAUAAAAAUGUGAGGACAUCUGGAAACAUUUCAGUUCGAAGAAAUACUUAAAGUUUUUGUUUACCCAAAUAUUACCUGCGGCAUUGUUCUCAUUGAAAUAUCAUUUGGGCUAUUGUGAGCUGUUUUCAAGGAAACGGGAGCUGUUUUCUCGGGACGCGUCAACUUAAAAUAUUGUAAAGAAAUUUUGAAACUUUCCUAGAAACCUUAGAACCUAGAAUCUUAGAACCUUAGAACCUUUUAAACCUUAUUUUAAAACCUCCAGUAAUGCGUAUGCUAUUUAUAUGUAAACGUUAUAGAAUUUCUAUCGAGAGGAAAAUUUAAUAGUAAUACGAAUUAUACGCAUUCAGAUUAACUUCGCUUAGUGUUUUCGAACAUGUUUUACUUUAAGAUUUAUUUAAAUUCUGUUUUUACUUAUUCAUUUCGUAUCCGACUCGCGGUUAACGUAAAAUUCUGUAGAAUUAAAUGAAAAUAUUUUUAUUAACAAAGGAGGAAGAAGAGGACCAGUAUCCGUUCGAUUAGACGGAUAAGUAUAAACAAAUUUUUAUAUUAUAAUAGCUGUCGUUGGAACUUGAAGCUAAAGUUUGGAACGAGCGAAAGGAUAAUUAUACAUUCAGUAUUUGGAAAAUUAUUUUUAACAAAUAACUUCUAAUCGAACACUUUACAUGUUUUAGGAACAAUUCAUUAUCGUUAUUCAAGAAAUAACGAUUCAAUACAAUUUCCGUUAUUUCUUCCGUUAUUUUGAAGAUUUUUUUCAGGAUUUGCUGCAAAGUAAUAAUAAAAUACGGACUUAUGGAAAAUGGACAUUUCCAAAUGUCUUCAGAAAACUUUGCCUUUUCAAAGAAUCACAUAUUCAUGGUGAAGAAAUUUUUUUGGUUGACCUUGAAGCAACUGAAAGAAAAAAAAUUUAUCGCCGAUCCUUCGAAGAGAAAGUUUUUUCUAUGGUAACAGUACAAAAUUUAUAGCAUGUAGGCCUGCACUAUCUUACUUUCAUUGUUCACUAUAGUUCAGCCAAUGAAAUUUGUUCUUGCUAUUAACACUACCCUUGCCACCAAUACUGUCCUAUACUGUCCUUCCAACUUGACGCCUGUCCUUCCUGCCUUUUUGUGAAAAGUGGGCCUAAAGGUAUAAAAAACCCACAGUUUACUACGUGCAGAGUACGAGUACGUUGCGUCUCGAACUUCAUUCGAAAUUCACGGAGUGAUCCACGCAAACAUUUCGAACGUCUUCUGAUAUUAAACUUCUGCCUUCUACGAAUAAUUUGUGGUGAAACAUGUUUUACUGAAUUACACGAUGGAGCAACAGUUGAAAUGUAAUGAGCCGAAUAAUUGGUACCCGUGUACUAUUUUUAGUCGUAGAUAUCACAACUAUGCAGUUGUUGUGAUGGCUCGACCCAUAUUGAUAGAACCGCAAAAAAUGUUUCAAAUUUGGGAAAAAGUUACUGUGAGUGAUGGAAUAUGCCGCUGGGUACAGUGCUUGGAGAACGCAGGGAUUGAUGUAUUCAGCGGCCAGUACAAUAAAUACGUGCCCAAAAUUAUUAUUGCGGAAAGGGUGGAUAGAAGUAUAAAUGAUCCACCAACCAUAAUCGACAGACUGGAAACUCUAGGCUCCAGGGUCAUCUACCUGCCUCAUCUGGAUGACAUGAAAUUCAAUGGAGCAUUGAAUCGCAUCGUAGAUUGUGCCCAUGAAUUAAAUAUAACCUUAAGAGACAUGUACGUAUUUGCGGAGUCAGAAACAAAUUUUGAUAUCUUCCAAGUCAUAGAGACGUUACGUAUAAGCGACGGGAACAUACGCAAUGUAGAGAUUAUAAUAGUUUCAAAUUCUCAUUUUUGCUGGAUGUUACGGCGUGGGGUGCACAAGAUACGUGUGGCACAGGACGAAAAAAUGGAAAACACACCUAUGUGUAGUUUUGUAGUAUUUAACUAUCGCGUAGUAAAUAAUCUCACAACAACCGGAUUGCAGACCAAUUUCACUAACGUGUCUGCAACUGAAUUAGGAGAGACAAAAGAUAUAUUGUGCAAGAAAACUGUGGUGACAGUGGAUACGAACGCAUCGAUUAUUUGGGUCAUGAGUUUAGACGUUACAAAGCAGAACAUAUUUGACGAAUUUUAUAUUAACGUACACGAUGAAUCUGAACUUGAUAGAUAAAGUAGAAACCUCGCAGUAGCUGUAUCUCCGUACUUAUAUAUGCAUUCUGGCUUAUAAACUUAUUAUUUUUUUAAAAAAUUUAAAGAAAUAUUUAUUUUAUAACGUAGUAAUUUUUACAUUGAUGGUACCAAAGUAUUAUACGGUGCAAUGAUCACGACGACAUAUUAUUACUUAAGUAUACAAAUGUAUUUAAUGGUAAAUUAAAACAAAAUUUUAAUAGAAAUUUGAUUUAUAAAAAUUA
This is a messenger RNA of Odontomachus brunneus, 2584 nucleotides long. RefSeq lists its product as uncharacterized. The coding region runs from base 1489 to 2343 and encodes 284 amino acids. Gene Ontology annotation, molecular function: thiamine diphosphokinase activity; ATP binding. NCBI's taxonomy places the organism in Eukaryota, Metazoa, Arthropoda, Insecta, Hymenoptera, Formicidae. Gene Ontology annotation, biological process: thiamine diphosphate biosynthetic process. The record is from RefSeq and is a predicted model, not a curated record. The transcript is spliced from 7 exons.